Drosophila ananassae is the source of this 699-nucleotide messenger RNA. RefSeq names its product DNA-directed RNA polymerases I, II, and III subunit RPABC3 (gene Rpb8). The coding region runs from base 201 to 650 and encodes 149 amino acids. The record is from RefSeq and is a predicted model, not a curated record. Gene Ontology annotation, biological process: DNA-templated transcription. Gene Ontology annotation, molecular function: DNA-directed RNA polymerase activity. Gene Ontology annotation, cellular component: RNA polymerase I complex; RNA polymerase II, core complex; RNA polymerase III complex. NCBI's taxonomy places the organism in Eukaryota, Metazoa, Arthropoda, Insecta, Diptera, Drosophilidae. The transcript has 2 exons.
CAGCACCAAAGCCGCGAAAGAGAUAUGGCAGCAUUGAUUUAGAAACACGCGCAAGCUAAAUAUUAAACAAAUGAGAAAUAGCUAAUAAAUACUAUUUAAAACGCUUUACAAAAUCGCCCUCUAAUAAAGACUGAACAGCCGAACGAAUUAACUCUGAUAGAAUACUUUCACAUUGGUUAUAAACUCAGACACAAGCUAUAAUGGCUGGCGUACUCUUUGAGGAUAUAUUCAACGUUAAGGAUAUGGACCCGGAGGGCAAGAAGUUCGACCGAGUCUCCCGCCUUCACUGCGAGUCCGAGUCCUUCAAAAUGGACCUGAUCCUGGACAUCAACUCGUGGCUGUACCCCAUGGAGCUGGGCGACAAGUUCCGCCUGGUCCUGGCUACCACUCUGCGGGAGGAUGGCUGCCCAGACAGUGGGGAGUAUAAUCCGCUUGAGCACGAAGGAACGCGGGCGGACAGCUUCGAGUACGUGAUGUAUGGAAAGAUCUACCGGAUCGAAGGUGACGAAGCGCACAAUGAGGCUUCCCGUCUGUCCGCCUACGUGUCCUUCGGAGGGCUGCUGAUGCGACUUCAAGGAGAUGCCAACAAUCUGCACGGAUUCGAGGUGGAUCAACACAUGUACCUGUUGAUGAAGCGACUGGCGUUUUAAAUUUUCUACCCAUAACUGUUUCCAAAUUAGACAUAAACAACAACCUUUA